CGUCAAUCAGCAUACAUCAUCGAUGCAAAGUUCCAUAUCCGAUUUGGCUUGUGGCAAUCUCAAAUCUAUCAGGAUACUUGGAUAUUAUGCGUAUAUAACCAAAAAAAUUUUCAGCCUAUUCACUCCGUCGAUACGGAAUCCAUCAACUGUCAAACAAUCAACAUCGUAAUGACGGAUCCCCUCGAUUUCCUGAUUUGUGUGACAUGCGGCGUGCAAUAUACUGAAACUCUGGAAUCAGAGCGCAAGACAUGCCCUGUCUGCGAUGAUCCUCGUCAAUAUGUCGGGCCAGCUGGACAAUGCUGGACCACGCUACGCUGCAUGCGCGAGUCUGGAAAGUACAAGAACACAUUCACGCCUGUUAUUCAAAACGCCCCCGCAAAUAGUGGUGGUAACACCAUUAGCUGUCGUCAAUUAAUCAGCAUCCAGACUACCCCCCAAGUCGCAAUCGGCCAGCGCGCGCUUCUAUGCAUUUCGCCAAAUGGAAACAUCCUCUGGGAUUGCAUCACCUAUCUUGACGACGAGACGGUAGCCACAAUAAAGAGCUAUGGCACUUUACACGCUAUUGUGAUUUCCCAUCCGCAUUACUUUAGCACCUGUCUUCACUGGGCGGAGGCUUUCGGUUGUCCGGUGUAUAUCUCCGCAGAGGACGAGGAAUGGAUUAUGCGUCGGUCUGACGAUACUAGUAAAAUGGUGAUUUGGAGUGGACACCGAAAAGCUUUCUCUCCUUCUUCCUCCUCGUCAACUACUGGAGAUAGCAGUGGUGAGGACAAGCAGAGUGAAUUUCUAUGCGUCAAAACAGGUGGCCAUUUUCCCGGCUCGUCAGUUUUUUACUGGCCAGCAAUGCGGAAGUUGUUAAUUGCUGAUUCGAUAUAUGUGGUACCUUCCGGGGUAUAUCAUAUUGAUAGACCGCUUGGAACAGCGUCGUUUUCGUUUAUGUGGAGUUAUCCUAAUUUGAUACCGCUUCCACCAGACGAGAUUCUCAAGAUAUGGGAUGCUAUUAAGGAUUUGGAGUUUGAUGAUACACAUAGUGCAUUUGCGGGGAGGGAUACGUAUGGGAGGAGUAGGCAGCGAGUGUUGGAAAGUGCAAAGAUUAUUGUUAAAGCAAUGGGAUACAACUCACACGCUAUUCAUGCGGAGGAGGCUUAAUUGGGUUAUCAAUAUCGAAUGUUUGAUGCCGGUACCGAUUGAUAAUGUUGAUUUGAAUAACGUGUUAGGUAAUAACAAUAAGUAAAGAACAGAAAAUGAAUGUAAUCCCACUAGUCCCUAUGA
Talaromyces proteolyticus is the source of this 1269-nucleotide messenger RNA. Its product is annotated as putative metallo-beta-lactamase domain protein. The coding region runs from base 169 to 1146 and encodes 325 amino acids. The transcript has 3 exons. The record is from RefSeq and is a predicted model, not a curated record. Lineage: Eukaryota; Fungi; Ascomycota; Eurotiomycetes; Eurotiales; Trichocomaceae.